AUGUCUACAUCAUUGGUUGAAUUAAGUAAACCGUCAGAAAAACUCGAGAAGAGUAAGGACAAGUUACCUUUGAAGCCAAUCCAACCUACCCAAUAUUGGACUUUUGAUAAUGUUUUGACUUUAUUAAAAGACUGUCAAGAUCCUUACUUGUCUGAUGCAUUGGAUGAAUUUUUACUAUUAAACAGCAAGGUAUUUUUAGAUCCAUCCCCAUUUACAUCACAACUGGAUAAUGAGACCUUGAAUGAUGAUACCAAAGAUAUAUCACUUAGAAGUGUUUUAUAUACCAAUAUAACUCCACAAAUCAUCAAAGAUGCAAAGAUCAUUUCUACCACUUUGCAUUUGGAACUUAAAGAAGUAGUAAGAGUCAUAUGUCAAACCAACAAAAAGAUUCCCACAAGAACCACCACUUGGGAAUUGGAAGCCAUUAAAAGCAAAUUGCACGAUGAAAAGUAUUAUGAAAACAAGAGAUUACAAUUGUACAUUGCCAAAAUUUUAAGAGAAAGAAGAAUUGUCUUGAGAGUUGUCAUUGAACUUUUGAGUAAUAAAACAAACAAUUAUGCAUCAUCUGUAAUACAAAAUUUAGGAAAAGAUGUCUUCUUAUCCAAAGACUAUAUCAAAUCCCUCAUUGAAUCUAUUGCAAAGACUACACAGCAAUUAGUCAGAAAGAGCUUCACAACCGGAAUUUCCAAAGAUAUCGACAAUACUAUCCUCAAUGAAACUAUAUUGUUUUGUAUAGAAGCAAGUAAAGUUUUAAUCGAAUUGUCUGUUCAGAAUCCAAAUGUAACAGGUCCAAUUGUACAAGAAUGGUUCAAAUUAAUGAAAGAUACAAAUUUUGCCCUUGUUUUAGGACCUUCAAUUAAGUACCAUGAGUCUUUUGCCAUGGUUCAUGGGUUAUUCACCAUAUUGUGUGUACAAUACUUGGACUUGACUAACAGUUUUGAUAAUGUCAAUCAGAAUGCAAGUGAUGAAACCAUGAUGGCUAAUAUUGGAAUCUUUAAAUACAUUAAUGAUGCCAUCGCCAAUACAUCCAACACUAAUCCUGUUGUUUUAUACAGUUGGUCCAUUAUAUUGUUGAGAAAAUUUUAUUUUUUACAAGAGUAUCCUUCCUUGCCAGCUUCGACAACUUUCCUUAAGGAAUUCAGUUUUGAUCAUUUGGAGAAUCUCAUAAACAUCAUCAACCAAAAAUGUUCUGAUUUGGAAAUUUUUGUUUCCCUAAGGAAAUUAAACGAAUUGUUGAAAUUUGAUAAAUUAUACUCAGGAAUUUUGUCUUCCUUGAUAAUUGCAUGUAUGCCAUUGGUUACUCUUUCGCCAGAUGUCACGGAAGCUAUAUCAAGUGUCAUUGGCAAUUGCCCAAAUCACAUUAUCGAAGGAUUUUUUGAAAACAAAGCCACCACCAAUGCCAUAAUUAUUGCCCGUACCAAAUUCCCAUUGAUGUUAAACCCAUACAUACAAUUGGCUUCUAUUAACGGUAAUUUUGCUUUGCAUGAGUUCAAUGAUUUAAAAUCAUAUAUUCAAGUUUUCAAGAAGGGCGAAUUUGACAAAAUGUACCAGAUCGAUGAUCAAAACACUGAAUUAGUCAAGACUACACAAUUCAUUGAUGUAUACCCUCCAUUUGAAACCAACAAGAAAUUGUCUUUAGUUUUAAGCGCAGGUACAAAAGCUAAAUUAUUACCUUCUGCUGAUCCAAAUGAAGUCUUGGUCACCUUUUUGUAUAAUUACAAUGGAUGGGCAUUUCUUGGAAGAGUCUUACAAAAUGUUUCUAAAAUUUUUAACAAUUCAGAUGUCGUUGCAAUUGAUUUGGUUCUUAAUAUUUUGAAUUUGUUGAACAAAGUUGUACUCGACAAUGGUAUUGAUGAUACGAAAUUGGUUUUAGAGGCCAUGUCUGCUUAUACUGAUGAUUCAGAUAUUCUCGAAGUGAUUUUACGACUCUUGGAACAAGGAUUGCAUUUGAGAAACGUCAAGAUCUUAGUGGCUGUUGUUGACUUAUUAACCAAAUUAAUGCCAUUUCUUUCAUACAGAAUCUGGCCAUAUUUAUCCAAGUCUGCUUUAUUGGCAACCAAUGGAAAAGAAGGUUUAGCUGCGGUUAUAUUUGGUGCCGUUGAAAUGGUCAACGGAGAUUAUAGCUUCACAGUUUCGUUAAUCAAAUUGGCAGAAGCAUUAACACAGAAUUGCUUGUCAUUGGACCAGGACUACCCUAAAAAAUCCAAGAGCGUAAUCAUGCGUAAAUUUGUGGGUCACUUGAUGGAUUUAUUUGAAACUUUUGCUUAUUGUAGGUAUGAACAACCAUAUGAGAAGUUGGAAAUUGGUGUUUUGGUAUUAGAUGUACUCUCAACUAUUCUUGCAAGCGUUUAUGGUGUUGAUGAAGGAGUUCCUGCUCAUGAAAAGGCUACCAAAGUUUUUGCUGAAUCUGCCCAGUAUAUUUUGGAUGCAUUCUUAAUACCAGAUGAAACAUGCUCACGUGCUGGUGCCCCAAUAAUUACAAUGAUUGAAAAUCUUUCAAAGGAUUUGGAAUUGUACGAGUUGACUGAUGUGUCAUCCUUUUGGCAUGAUAACUGGAUCCGUUGUGCCUUUUCCUUUUCUCAACUCAUCAUCACUAUAAGAUCAUCUUUGAAUUUUAAGCCACUGUCAUUUGAAAAGAAAUUGUUUACCAAAGCACCAGAGUUGGUUUUGUCGUAUUCUAGAUAUGAAUCAGUCAGAAAAGAAAUCUUAGAUCUUUUGACUUGUUUGACUAAUGGUAAUUGGGGAACUGAAUCUCCUCCUUCUUUAUUAUCACACUUGGGUAACUUCAACGCACAAGUGUUGUUGCAUUCCUUGGCUGCAGACCUAGACAAUUCUUUUGAUGAUUACAAGAUGAAGAUUUCUUUGUAUGAUUUUAUUUGCGCUGUAAUGAAUGGCAAACAAGAAGGUCUUGCUGUAUUGUUCAUCACAGGAAGAGAUGUUUUCGGUGAUUUUACUAAAAAAGAUGAAAAUACAAAGAUUGAAACCAAAGUGUCAUUAUUGCAAAUUUUGAAGAAGAAUAUUAGAGAUAUGAAAUACUACCCAAAUUCAGUUAGCAUCCAUUUGGUUGACGCUAUUUCUUUGGCAUGUAAUUCAUGGACCACUGUGAAGGAAAGCCAACAUGACGAGGAUUUCAUCAAAACUUUGAUUAGCCGUGUGAAAUUACAAAUAUUAGAUCCCCCAGAUUCAUCAGAAAGCUUCAUCAGUAGAUGUUAUGAAUUGAAACUUGUAUCUAAAAUUGCCGAGAUUUUGGCACUUUAUCUAUUCUCCACACGAAAUGAAUCCUGUAAGAAAGAGAUUCUCAAUUUUGUCAAUUCCGACGAGUUUAUUGAUCUUGCCAGAAAUAAGUUUUCCAUCACCAAUUAUCAACCUAAUUUGGAUUAUAACUUGCAGAUAGCGUUUGAAAACGCUUUCACUGGAUUUAAAUUAUCACAAUUCACCAGUGGCUUGACGAAGAGAAAUAGAUUUGGUAUUACUUCUGUAUAUAACUUAGCACUCAUGGACUCAUUAUUUAAAAAUGAACCGGAAUGGCCGCAAAUUAGAGAACAGAUUAUUGCAUCUAGUAUCAAUUUUCAGUACUUAAACUCCCAAUUUGCUAGCGCCAAAUCAUUUGGUGCUCUCAUUACAAGUUUCUGCAGAAGAUAUGAAGGUGCAUUGCAUGCGAGAGUUUUAGAUUUUAUUAAUGACUUGUUGAAAUUGAAUAUCAAUGAAGGAAUACCAACCGACACAUUUAACUCAAUUUAUUGUGAAAGAAUUGAAUUGGCAUUCUUUUUGAUGUACACUUACUUUUCGAAAACAAAAUCACAAGAUGCUGAUGACAGGAAAAUAUUUGAGAUUAUUAAAAGCAGUUCAACUUUGUUAUCUUCGAGUAGUAUGGAUUUCUUUGCAAAUUUGGCUGAAUCUAAAGGAUACUAUAAACCAUUAUUGAAGCUUUUAUAUUGUGCCUUAAAUUUAAUCAAGAGUGAUUCAAAAAUCUUAGCUGAAUAUUUGAGUUUGUUCAGGGAUUUGUUUAACAAUAUUGUUAUAAAGGGGACAAAGGUGUUGCUUAUUGAAAUACAGAAUGAUGCAUACCGUUCAAGAAGUCAAAGAGCAUUUAAGUCAACCAAAAUGAAUGAUAGAAUCGAUGACUUAAUGAUUAUAUUGUCUAUCUUGAAGGUAUUUGUCAAAGCAAAAGCUGGAUCCAUGUUGCAUGAGGAAAUGGCUGUCUCGAUUGAUCAACACGGAACUAUAAAAUCAUUAUUGAAUCUUUAUUCAUUCUCCCAUUCAAUUGAAGUUAAUGAUGAAUUUAUAUUUGCACAAUUAAGUUUGAUGUAUUUAUUGGAAUUAAUGUCAAUUCAAGUGAUUGCAGAAAAGAUUGUCUCAUCCGGAUUAUUUGUGGUUUUGUUGGAAAGUCCAAUUUCACAACCAAUCAGAGCUGGUGGUGUUUCAAUAAGUCAUGGUGCUCCAUAUCAUAGACUUUGGAUUAAUGGCAUAUUGCCAAUUAUUAUUACUAGUUUGUUCAAAUUGGGAUCCUCGAUUGUGCCAGAAGUAUGCGUUGCUUUACAAUUAUUUGGAAAACAAACUCAAUAUGGCAUUGAUAGUUGGGCACAGGAUGCGUCCAGUAUUAAAAUAUCCACCGGGUUGGUUGCAGAAACAAGCGAAAUAUUGUUGAUUUACGAUUUACUUAAAUCAAUGGAUGUCACUUCUUAUUUGAGAAGUAUUCACGCAGCUCAUGGAGGUCUCACCACCACAACUGCAACAGACGAUUCUACUGAUUUAAGGGUUUUGCCAGGAUUGGAUUCUGAUGCUAAAAGGGAUGACUUUAUUGUGUGUAUUGAGAACUUAUUGAAACACCCAAAGUAUUUGAGUUCUAAAAUAAGUCCAAGUUCUAUUGAAGAACAGCAUAUCAUCCAACAAGGGGGUGACGUGUUUGAUAAGUUUGUUCAAACGGUCGUUGACGAAAUUAGAGAUUUCAAAGAUUAUUUCAAUUAA
Messenger RNA from Candida tropicalis MYA-3404, 4968 nucleotides. It is a transcript of the gene NUP188, whose product is annotated as Nup188p. Gene Ontology annotation, molecular function: structural constituent of nuclear pore. Gene Ontology annotation, biological process: RNA export from nucleus; protein import into nucleus. NCBI's taxonomy places the organism in Eukaryota, Fungi, Ascomycota, Pichiomycetes, Serinales, Debaryomycetaceae. Gene Ontology annotation, cellular component: nuclear pore inner ring. The record is from RefSeq and is a predicted model, not a curated record. Bases 1 to 4968 code for a protein of 1655 amino acids. The transcript has a single exon.